AUGGGAAUAAUAUGUGUGUCUGGAUCCUCACAAAACGAGAUAUCAGGAAUCGUCAGUAUAUCAGUAAAUGGACUUCGUUCCAGUUCAGAUUUCAUAUUCUUUUACCGAAUUCCAGUUGUGACGGGCAUUGUACCAAAUUAUGGACCGAAAGCAGGUGGGACUCGCAUUACUCUAUUUGGCGAGAAUAUUGGAAUUGGAAACAGGAAUGUAAAUGUAAAGCUUGACAAUUUCCGAUGCUUAAGACCAGAAGUGAGACCCAAACUUUCAUUUGAAAAUAUAACACUAACAAACUUUACAAUUGUUUGCACGACUGCUGGUAUACAUUACAGUAUUUCAAUGGAUGUCUAUGUCGAGAUCGAUGGCAGAGAAAUUAAAACACCCUAUCCAUUUACAUUGGUUGACAAUCCGAUUAUACAACCAUUUUCCCCCAAAAUGGCAUUCUUAAGUGGAGGAACUAAAAUCAAAGUUGAAGGGGAAAAGUUAAACAACGCACACAAUGCUAGAUUUACAGUAAAUUACAUGCAAGACAUUGAGGUAAAUUCUUUAAAUAUUUUUAGUAACUUGUUUAGCUGUAGGGCCAAGUCGAAAAAAAUGCAGACAGUAGUGUCUUUGUGCUCAUUUCAUACAGUCCUUCAUGUGGUUUAGUAUCUACAAGAAUUUGAAGGUAGGACUCUGGUUGUUGCAUAUAUGACACAUUGUUUCACUAUUGUGGUUAUUUGUGCCAUGCAAUUUGAAAAUCUCUUUCACCAUUUAACAUUAUGGAAUGGAUACAAAAUAUGCCCUAUAAAAGACCAUGUUAAGCUUUUACCUAUAAGUGUGGCCUUGACCACCCACCGAGAUAAGGGUCCGGAUGUUGUGCAUGACACAUUGUCUUAUUAUUGUCAACAUUUGUGCCAAGUUAUUGAUAAAUGAACAGUUAUGUACCGAACAAAUCAAAUACAAUCGAACAAUUUGAUCUCCAAGUGUUACCUUGACCUUAAAGGAGUAGGUCUGGGUGUUGCACAUGACAUAUCGUCUUAUUAUUCUGAACAUUUGAGCCAAAUAAUUUCAAAAUCCCUUGAUCUAUUAAGGAGUUAGG
Molecule: messenger RNA, 1078 nt
Organism: Ruditapes philippinarum (Manila clam)
Lineage: Eukaryota; Metazoa; Mollusca; Bivalvia; Venerida; Veneridae
Product: hepatocyte growth factor receptor-like
Exons: 5
Coding region: 1-645 (214 amino acids)
Biological process (GO): semaphorin-plexin signaling pathway involved in axon guidance; negative regulation of cell adhesion; regulation of GTPase activity
Cellular component (GO): semaphorin receptor complex
Molecular function (GO): semaphorin receptor activity
Source: RefSeq, a predicted model, not a curated record